AUGGAUGAAGCAACGGCUCGUUCAAAGAAAAAGCCGGGUAAAUCGAAUAUUACUCGCGUAGAAACUUGGAUUCGUGAUCAUUUAGAUCAAAUAAAUAGUAAAUUUGCAAUAGCCGUGAAACUAGAUAUGCUAAAAGAAGCAUUUCAUAAUUUUAAUGACGGUUAUAACUACUUAGAAGGCACAUUGCCCGAUGGACGCAAAUUAGAAACGCGAGAAGAGACAGACGCGCUUUAUUUGGGGUGUUUUGACAUUUUAAGCACAAAACUAGAUUUAUUGUCUAAAGAUAGUUUAGAUUUAGAGUCAGUUAGCACAAGCUCAACAAAAAAUGUAUCGCCAGUAGCCGUUAGACUCCCGGAGUUUUCAAUCCAACCGUAUUCAGGUAAAAUAAUGGAAUGGGACUCGUUUUUUCAAAUAUUCGAUAUAACAAUUUUAAAAAAUGAUUCAUUAUCAGAUAUUCAAAAACUGAUGUAUUUAAAAUCAUAUGUUAGAGGUGAGCCGGCUAAAUUAAUAUCAAAUUUUCCGGUUGUUGCAAAAAAUUUAAAGUUAGUUUUGGAUACUCUAGUAGAGAGGUAUGGAAAUAAAUAUAAUUUGACUAAAACAUUAUUUUUAAAACUACUUGAUUUUAAACCGGUACCACAAAAUGCAAAUCACAUACAACUUAGAGAUUUAUAUGUUCAUUGGUCUAAUAAACUUAAAGCUUUGGAUAAUUUAAACAUAACUGAUAAGGAUAAAUUAGAUUGGAUACUUAUAUUGUUAGUAGAACAAAAACUUGAUAGCGCUACGCUAAGGUCUUUGGAGUUUUCACGGGAACAAAAGGUAGAAGUUACCUUUGAGAAAUUUUUAAAUAAAAUUCAGAAAAGAGCAACACAUCUCGAAAAUUUAGUACCGAUUAAGCAUUCUGAUGCAUCUACAUCGAAUAAAAAUAAGUCUGCAGCUCCCACUUAUAAUAGAAUGAAUAAUAGAGUUUUAUCUGCCACAGACAGUGGAAAAAUAUCGUGUAACUUCUGUUCAUUACAGAAUCAUUUAAUUUGCGACUGUAGAAAAUUCAAAAAAAUGUCGGUCUCUGAUAGAUUUAAAUUUGUUAAAACAAAUAAACUUUGCGUUAAUUGCCUUGAAGGCGAACAUUACGUUUUGGCUUGUCCCAGUAAAAAGUCUUGCGUAGUAUGUCAAAAAAAUCAUGCGACAUUAUUACAUUUUUCAAAGAGAUCGUUGUCGCCUUGUUCCCAAUUGCAAACAACGGAAACAUUAAAUUCUUCUCCGAGCCUCCCUAACGAUAAAAAUGUUAGUAAUGGUAAUAACGCGAGUAUCGAAUUUACGACUUUGACAAUGUCUAAUAAAAAUUCGGUUGUCCUGUUGGGAACUAUAAAUGUUUUCUUAUAUUCAAAAUAUGGUCGUAAAAUUUCGGUCAAAGCGUUAAUUGAUACGGGUAGUCAAUUAUCUUUUAUAACCGAAGAGCUUGCAAAUAGAUUAAAAUAUCCUAUGCAGGAAAAGAAUAUGUCGAUUUAUGGUUUAGGAAUUAGUUUAACGAGGUCACAAAAGACGGUCAAUAUCGUAAUAAAUUCGUCGGUAAAUUCAGAAAAAAUGAGAAUGUCUUGUGGUAUUUUGAGCAAAAUAACAAAUCCAUUACCGCAAUUUAAAAUUGAUAGUAAAAAACUUUGCAUUCCCUCUCAUUUUGUUUUGGCAGAUUCUCAAUAUUACGUGACGUCGGAUAUACAUUUGUUGAUUGGAGCAGAUUAUUGCUAUAAAUUAUUGGUAGAUGGUAUGCACCACAUGGGAGAAAACAUGCCAACCCUUCAAAAUUCAAGAAUGGGAUGGAUUAUAGCCGGUACAAUACCAACUUCGUUUAUAAAAAACCCUUCGAGUAAGAAUUCACAUGCACCUCACGCAUGUUUUGGAACUAAACAACUGGAGUCUAUUCACACAAGUGAAGAUGCAUCACCAUGCGUUUCAUUGUGUAUCUCUUCGGGAAAUUCUGAGACUCUCGAGCACAUUGUACAAAAAUUUUGGUGCACUGAGGACGUUCCGAGAGAGAAGCCAAGUUUGAACUCCGAUGAAUUAAUAGCGGAGAAAAUAUUUGUAGAUAGCACAGUUGUACUUCCAGAUGGAAGGUAUCAAGUAGAUAUGCCUUUUCUAUAG
This is a messenger RNA of Diabrotica virgifera virgifera (western corn rootworm), 2136 nucleotides long. RefSeq lists its product as uncharacterized. Gene Ontology annotation, molecular function: aspartic-type endopeptidase activity. Gene Ontology annotation, biological process: proteolysis. The transcript has 2 exons. NCBI's taxonomy places the organism in Eukaryota, Metazoa, Arthropoda, Insecta, Coleoptera, Chrysomelidae. The coding region runs from base 1 to 2136 and encodes 711 amino acids. The record is from RefSeq and is a predicted model, not a curated record.